Molecule: messenger RNA, 3163 nt
Organism: Schistosoma mattheei
Lineage: Eukaryota; Metazoa; Platyhelminthes; Trematoda; Strigeidida; Schistosomatidae
Source: the annotation of a GenBank genome assembly
ACUGGCUCCACAGGAGCAGUUGAACCAAUAGAUACACAUGAAUUUGGCGAAUUCAGGCAGUCUGUCUUUAUUGGUAAUUCUUAUUUCGGGGUGGUUGUAGAAGAUAGCAUUUAAUCUGGCUGCAUUAAAUGUUUUCUGUACAGCUCUUCUUAGUUUCUGAGUCACGAUUUCUUCAGUGGUGUCAUUUAUGAAUUUUAAUUUUAUGAACAGUACUUUCUUAGGGACGGUAGGUAUCUUUGCCCUUGUUUUCAUCUCCAUCAUGUGCUUGUCGAUGAAUUUUAUAGGGUACCCAUUCAUACUAAGUAAGUUCCAAAUAUUAAGCAGUUUAUCCUCAAUGGUGUCUUUCGAGCAAAUCAUUCUGGCACGAUGAGUCAAGAUCUUUAUGGCGACCGUCUGUUGCAACUAUGCUCAGGUAACCAUCUAUUUAUGGUAAACGCCAAGUUUAAACAUAGGGAGAAGCAUAGUCUGACGUGGAAACUUCCACAAUCGACUCAUUGAUGGACUCAAAUAUAUCAUAUUGCCAUUAGCCGUCGUUGAAAGGUCUCGAUAGAAGACUAUCUCUCAUUCUGGAGCACACUUUUAGACUCGGACCAUGCUAUAUUUUGAGCACGUAUUUGUCUGCAUCCUACUGGACAUAGAAAACUCACAGCAAGGGAACCCCUUUGCAUUUAACUUAAUGAUGACAAGGUUGAGAGUAUAUUUCAGGAACAACUAGAGAGAGAGAGUUAGUCAACCGUGAGAGUGAUAUCCAUCCCGACAUAGCUUACUAUGAUGUCCGAAAGGCUGUGGAAAUAACAGUGAUUUCAGUGGUGUCUACAGAACUGAUAGGUGCUCGGAAACUCAUCCCGUUUGGCUCAGAACACGAUGAGGAGCGGGGAAAGGUUAAACAUAGGUUGAUUAAAAAAGCUACACAAUGGUCGUAAGCAGUGGUAGAUAGCGAAAGCAAGAGAUAGGGGAAAGACAAGAGGUAACAGAAGACAACUGUUCAUACUUAUCAAGUAAACGGGCAUUAGGAAUACGACUGUUGGUGGAACUAUCUCGAAAAAAAGAGGGGCUAUUAUUCACUCCUUUACAAUUCUUCUUGCUUAUUUCAGCUCACCGUGCUAAAGUGGUAUGGUAAUUUGGUUUUAAGCAUAUUUUUACUAGACUCUAUUUACCUUUAUAUUCUUAUACAACUUUUAAUGGAAAAUAUUUAAGGUAUCACUAAUAUUCUAUACGGACAUAUAUGAAUGGUUAUCACCAGAGAAGCUGGAUUGUUAAAUGAAUCCGCUUAGGUGUUGAUGAAUCCUAGAGACAAUUGACUGAAAAAAAGAGACUUAUCCAUGUAGAAAAUAAUCACUUGUAUGGAGAAAAAAGAAACAAAAUAAGAUGAAUAGAUUAUUAAACACCAUCUAAACUUUAUGGUUGAAAUCUCAGGUUUACAAAUCUUCAUCUCAGUGUACUAUGUUUAAUAUUUAGUAUGAUUUUUAUUUUGGAUUAUUGUAAAAUUAAUGUCAUAAUACAUUUUUAUAUCUGUUUUGAAUAAUUCUUAGCCAUGCCGCCGUACUGGAAGGAGUUCGACCGGUUCGGUAACAAAUACAAUUUCUCCGAGUUCUUACACACCUGUUUCCAUUUGUGAUGUGCGAUCAAAUUCAGUUACACCGAAGACGGGAAAUAAUGGUUCUCGUCACCGUUCAGCAUCUGGAUCCUGCCAGGAUAUUAUUACCACUCCAGAGUCCAGGUCUGCUGGUGAAAUCUCAGAAUGCAAGUCAAUAACUCCUACUCCGGACAAAACAGAGAUUUUCUUUGCUCACCAGGUUGUGCAAAAUUCUUGUGCUACUCACGCCCUACUGAGUAUUUUAUUAAAUAGACCUGAAAUAAAUAUAGGACAUAUGUUAGCUGAAUUUCAAAAAGCUACUCGUUAUUUAUCACCAGAAGCUAAAGGUCUUGCCAUCGGAAGCAUGCCACAACUUGCUCAGGCACAUAAUCGACAUGCUGCAAAACCACUAACAGUUUGUAAGAACGAAACAAUAUCCAAUUUGGAAUUACCUGAACCAAGUCAAGCUGCAGCAACCGCAGCAGCAAUCGCUAAGGCUAGUAUAGGAACGGUGAAUUGUGUGAAUUCAUCAGAUUCAAGUCCUAGUCUCGCUACUACAACAGGAUCUAACGUAACAGUUCCAGAUACAUUUCAUUUUGUUUGUUAUGUUCCUAUUGGUGGGUUUUUAUAUGAACUAGAUGGUCUUACAUCUGAACCAAUAAAUCAUGGUCCGUUAAAGAAUCCAAAUGAUCAAUUUGCUUGGACUGAACAGUGUGCUGAUGUUUUGAAGGAACGUAUGCAAGAACAAGAUGUUCGGUAUAAUUUAUUAGCUGUUGUACCAGAUCGUCGUGUAGCGCUUACAAAACGUAUGCAAAUGUUAAAACGCAAUCGUCAACUUAUUCAAGAUAUUCUGUUCCGUAUGUGUCAGUUUGAUCAUGCGUCCAAGUCGUUACAUUGUUCUAAUAGUAAUAAUAUUACUGUUACUACUGCUACUGCUACUACUACCAAUAUUACGACUACUAUUACUACCACUGUUUCUAUCAAUCAUGAAAAUCCACAUAAUCAAUCUAAUUGUCGUCAUCAUCUUCAUUCUCAUCUUAUUCAAGAAAAAUAUAAAUCAAGUCCAUCUGAACAUUUUAUCAAUGAUGAAAACUGUGUACACCUGCCAAACUCAUCACCAUCUUUAUAUGUGGGAAAACAAUAUAACCCUCCAUGCAUAGAAAAAUGUUCACCUACAAGCACAAAUAUGCAUAAUUGUAUUAACAGUAUUAAUACCAAUAAUAACAAUCUUGAUAAAAACAAACAUGAAUCAUCUGAUGACUUUGAGAAUUCACGUUCCAUCAAAACUCGUUCAGCGACACGUGCUGCCAAACAAACAAUUUAUGAGAACCACAACUAUCCUGAGUCAGGACUAAGUAAAUCAAUACAUCAAAAACAUAAUAAUUCUCUAUCUGGUACUAUUUUAACUGAUAGUAUACAUUCUCCUACCAAUGAUGAUUACAGUACAUUUUGUUUUUCAUCUCGUAAACGUUCUUCCUAUUCAUCACCAAAUGAACAUAAUGAUCCAGACUGUUGGGACUGUCAACACAAAAAGCCUUAUUUACAUAUGCCUCAACAGGAUGAUAUCAAUAAUAAUAAUAAUAAUAA